AUGCAGUCGUCUUCGACACUGGAGAACAAGUCUUCCCUCGUAGUAGUCACGUCUUCGCCGGCACAAAUAUCUUUGCUGUCGACAACAUCUGCUCUAGAUAUUUCAAGCUCUCCCAGUGUCACAUCCGACGUCUCAAGCAUCCUCAGCGGUAAUAAGCAGCUCGACAUCCGUCACUGGGCUGAUAACAACAAGCGCAACAAGUCUGGGUUCCUUCACCCAACCCAGUACCUCAACAAUUCUAGUUCUGAGCUCUUCCGUGGAGCCGCUCUCAUCCGCACAUGCGACAUUCAGUUCAAUUUUGUCCAGCAGCCAAAUUGCGAGCUUCUCUUCGGAGGCAGCUGCAAUCUCUCUUUCUGGUACCUCGACUAUCCUCUCCUCACCCAUCAGCACAUUGAGGGCAUCGUCGAGUACACUUCCGAGCUCGAUGACCAGUUCCACGGAGAGCUCUACGACCAGUUCGGCAACUCGCUUGGCAAGCAGUACUGUGACACCAGCCCCGGCAACAAGCAGCUCAACCACCCGCUCGAUGAGCAACUUUCUGCCAAGCUCAAGCUCUUCGAGAUCAUCAAUGGCAGGCACUGCAAUCAUUUCCACCACUUUGACGACCAUUUCUACUGCAUCAUUUACUACCAGUACAUCAAUAUUGGCUACGGCCAUAUCAAGCACGUUGAGCAUAUUGAGCACCUCGAGUACGUCAAGCACGGCGAGCACUUCGACAUCCAUGACUUCAACCUCCAUCGUUUUGACUACACAGAUCACGUCGACACUAAGUACGGCAAUCACCUCAACCACCUCGACCACCCUAGGCACGAUCACGUCCACUCUCACUUCAACAUCUACCAUUCCGAUCACUUCCUCCACCCCAACCACCUCAACUAUCCUAACUACUCUGACUACCCCGACCACUGUAGCGACUCCGACCACGUCUACUUCCACCUUGGUAGCUCUAACUACUGUAACUACUCCGACCACCACGACCACUCUUACCCCUCUGACGACUCCGAAUACUCCGACUACUCUGAGGGCUCCUACAACUCCCACCACUCUGAUCACUUCCACCACUCUCAUUACUGCUCCUACUUCAAUUACUCCGACUACCACAUUCACUCCGACUACUCCGACCACUCUCCUCACUAUGACUCCUCCAACCACUCUGACAACUCUGACCACUUCAACGUCGACCACGUCGACCACCUCGACUACCUCGACCACUUCAGCUGCCCGCCAACGGGCUUCCUCGUCCAGGGAACAAGCUCGGGCGUCACCUUGUCAUCCGUCGACAUCACAACUGGCCAACAAACAUUAAUUCGCAGCAACAUCGCGGGAAACUCGGAAGUCAAUGCCCUGGGCUAUAACGCGCGCGAUGACUACCUCUACGCCGUGGCCCAAAAUGGCCUCCUUACGUCCAUCUCGAUCAUCCGCCUCAACGCCCGCGGCGAUGUAUCCGUGGUUGUCCCUCAGGUUGCCAACAAGCUCGCCCUUCUGGGCGGCUUCAACGCGGGCGACGUCGACGAGAACUCCCAAUACUGGAUCUCCACCAGCGGCAAUGACUGGUACCAGUACGACCUGCGCCCCGGCAGCGCCACCUACGCGCAACAGAUCGCCUACGGCACCCUGCCGCUGCUGUCUCGCCCCACACAGGUCAUCGCGGACUGGGCCUACGUCCCCGGCGGCGGCAACUUCCUGUGGGCCAUUGGCACGGCAGCCGGCGGCCGGACGGUCCUCAUGCAGUUCAGCCGGUCGACGAAGCGGUGGACGCAGGUGCGCGACUUUGGCAACAUUGUCGGCGGCACGCUGCUCAACCAACCGGUCUGGGGUGCCGUGUACGCGAGCGCCAAUGGGUUCCUGUACGGCACCGAGAACCUCACUGGGCAGGUCUGGCGGUUUCCCGUCUUGUCGAGCACGGCGCCGGCGACGAGUCUGGUCACUGGAUCACCGGCAACGCUCAAUGAUGGUGCGAGAUGUCUGGAAGCGUCGAAUCUGCCAACGUAG
This is a messenger RNA of Verticillium nonalfalfae, 1992 nucleotides long. RefSeq lists its product as uncharacterized. The transcript is spliced from 8 exons. NCBI's taxonomy places the organism in Eukaryota, Fungi, Ascomycota, Sordariomycetes, Glomerellales, Plectosphaerellaceae. Bases 1 to 1992 code for a protein of 663 amino acids. The record is from RefSeq and is a predicted model, not a curated record.